AGCGCGCACAGCGCGCACGUGUUGUGGCAGUUAGGUUCUCUGGUUAGGUGGCCCCAGGUGGUGCUUUUCGUUUUUUAGUGCUUGAGCUGUGAUGACUGGCUUAGGAAGUUGCGCCAAACGGUUAAUUUUGUUUUGACUGAUGAUUAAAUAAAAAUUUGACUGAUCUCAGCAAGGACUUUGCAAGGAGUCCAGAAAUCGAACAUGCUAAGAUGGUGCUUGCAGAACGCAGGCAAAAGGUUGGCACUGCUGAAGCCAAGAUACACUCAGCUCUUUCACGGUCAAGUACGCGGAGACAGCACUUGGAAGAAUUACGUCAAACCUUUCAGGAAGAAAACUCGCGAGGAAUAUGCUCGUUCCGACGGCUUAAACCCAGCUGAAGACCUACUUGUGUACACCUGCGGGGUGCAUAAUUACAUGCUUUUGGCGAGUAUCUCUGGAACAGGCGUGCUGGCCGGCCUCGUCUGCUAUGCUGGCUAUUUCUACUUUAAUCCCUGGCCAGAUGCCUCAACCCCUAAAGAACGCUUUGUAGGUGAAGUUACAUUUGCCCAAAAGAUGACCUUUGCCUUUGUGCUCGGCACGUACACGCUGGGAUCGUUUUACUUCUUAAGGGCAUUGCCAGUACGUAUCUACUACAACAAAUCACAGCAAAUGUUUAAUUUAGUGUUUCAGGCAGCAUUGCCGGGGCUGCGAAGAAAACAGAGCUUUAAACCUGGAGCACUAGAGCCUCUGUAUGUUGGCACACAUUCUACACUCACGCAGUUCCUUGGAACCUUGAGGGUGAAAAAUGGGUGGCAGAGACUUAUUGUGUUUGAAGAGCGUUUUCACAGAACAGCUUUUUACAAUGUCCUAGUUGGAUAUGAUAGUGUUGAUGUGCUUGAAGACUAGACCAGCAAGAGUAAACUGUGUAGGUGCUUCUAAGUUCACGUACCUGUUUGUGUGUGACUAAAGUCAUCAUUAAAUGAACUUGGACGUUUUCA
Molecule: messenger RNA, 977 nt
Organism: Rhipicephalus sanguineus (brown dog tick)
Lineage: Eukaryota; Metazoa; Arthropoda; Arachnida; Ixodida; Ixodidae
Exons: 3
Coding region: 202-885 (227 amino acids)
Source: RefSeq, a predicted model, not a curated record